Messenger RNA from Punica granatum (pomegranate), 1083 nucleotides. NCBI's taxonomy places the organism in Eukaryota, Viridiplantae, Streptophyta, Magnoliopsida, Myrtales, Lythraceae. The record is from RefSeq and is a predicted model, not a curated record.
UGCAUGUACAGAGUCCUAAAUUCUCCCAGCUGUCUGGGAAGAGGGAAUUAGGCACACUGUACACACAGCUUUUGUACCUUUUCUGUCCGGACCAGAAAGGAGAGAUCUUUCCUUCAGCAAAACAUGUCGUUGAGCUUCAUCCUCGGACUCGUAGGUAAUAUCACGACCGGGCUCGUCUGCCUCGCUCCUGUGCCAACGUUCUGGCAUAUCGUGAAGAAACGAUCGACAGAGGAAUUCGAGAGCAUUCCAUACAUAUUCCAGCUCGUGAAUGGGUGCUUCUGGACUUAUUACGGGAUCGUGAAGCCGAACAGCAUCGUUGUGGCCACUGUCAAUGGAUUCAGUGUCGCUCUUAUGACCAUCUAUGUUGUCAUAUUUCUAGUCUUUGCUCCACUGAAAAUGAAAGUGAGGACGAUAGUACUGGCGGUGACAUUCGAUAUAGUGUUCCCGUUAGUAGCUAUUUCAUUGUCGGUGUUGAUUUUAGAUCGGGAGAUGCAGAUCAGCACCGCAGGCCUUCUAAGCGCCAUCUUUAGCAUGAUCGCUUAUGGUUCUCCUCUUUCUGCCAUGAAAACAGUAAUUAUUACGAAGAGCGUGGAGUAUAUGCCAUUCACGCUUUCAUUUCUCCUAUCCGUAAAUGGAGGUGUAUGGACAGUCUAUUCCAUCCUCACAAAAGACAUCUACAUUGGAAUUCCAAAUGUGACCGGACUUGGCUUGGGGAUAUUUCAGCUGCUUCUGUAUGCGAUGUAUUGGAAACCGAAGAAGGUGUCAUCCAUCGAUGGAAAUGGAAUUGCUGUGGGUGCAGGAGAUCUCGAAGAUGGAAUUGCUGUUCAUGAACCUCUCCUCCUUCCAAAUUCACCCGCCACUCCUAAACAAGAGAAUAUCGACGAGCAAUGAGAAAAGAACGGAAUCCCGAUUCGAUUCUACAUGUAUUAUAUUUUUGCGUCUCCUCAUUCGAAUAAUCUUCUAGAUAUGUACAUGUAUGUUAUGAUUAUGGUUUAUUGAACAAGUAAUAUGAUUUAAAUGUAGUUCGACCAAGGGAUGGAACGGACAUUACCUCUCUCCCUCUCUCUCUCUCUCUCUCACUCU